AUGAAGCCGUUUAAGAUUCCAAGCAUAGCAAAGCCCGUUGAAACGGAAGCGGAAAAUGAGACUCUAAAUCGACUGAAGAACAUCAAAAGUAAAGUUAAAGGUAAUAUCGAUAGAGCAAAUCGUUUGAAGAAGAUGGUUGAACUCAAGGACAAAGUACUUGCCGAAAAGGAUCGUGAAAAAAAAAAAAAAUCUUUUAAUCAAGAAAAGGACCAAUUAAUAAGAAGUUUGCGCGAUACGAUAGAAAAAAUAUCUUUAAGAGUUUUAGGACUUGAGAAAUUUUUAGAUUCCGAGGGGCAGGACGAAGAACAGCCGAAGAAGAUUUUUCGGUUUAAUGGACUAAGUCGUGGAUUUUUCGAAUUUGUGACCAAGGUUGGCGAAGCUAGAAGCAAGCAGGAAGAAGAUCGAUAUGUCUCUCAAGAAAUUGUUUCUCUCAAAACCAAAUUAAAUCAACCCGAUAUUUCAUCUGACCUUAAGAGCAAUAAUUAUCUUGAAGUAUGCUCUGCAUUGACCGCUUUAUGUCAUUUGCUAAAUAAAGAUAUGAUACCAGCUGUAUUUGGACUCGCAGAGGAAUCUUUAACACAUCCAAAAGAUAUCGUCCGUAAGAAAGCUGUAAUGGUUUUUCACAGAUUAUUUCAUGAUGCUCCAGAUACGAUGGUGCAUCUUGAUGAAAAAUUUCGUCAGAUGUUGACAGAACGUGAACCAAGUGUACUAGGUUCAAUAUUAUGUCUUUUUCUCGAAUUUGUAAAGGCUGAUCCCAAUAAAUUCAAAGAUUUGGUUCCUUCCCUAAUUAGCAUUUUGGAACAAGUUCUUGACAGAUGGUUGCCACGGAGCUACGAUUAUCAUGGUGUUCCAGCACCAUGGAUCCAAAUAAAAAUAGUCGAGAUCAUGGGUUUACUGGCACAAGACGAUGAAAAGAUUAGUUCAGAAAUUGGACCCCUUAUUGUUCAUACUCUUAGAAAAGCAGAAAAUGGAGUGGAUGCUGCUUAUGCGAUAAUAUUCGAAUGUAUUAGAGCAAUAUCACGAUUACAUCCACAAACAUUAUCUACUCUCAUUCAUAAAUCUCCAAAUCUUAACCCAUUAAAUGUAAUAACUCGAUUUUUAAAAUCAAAUAAUCAUAAUCUUAAAUAUUUGGGAUUGACAUGUUUAUCUGAAAUCGAUCCAAUUUGGUGGAUCGAAGGCGAAUGGUGGGGUGAAGAACAAAUGAAUAUAAUUGUGGAUUGCUUAGAAGAGAGAGAUGAUACUUUGAAGAGAAAGACAUUAGAUUUGCUUUACGCGAUGGUUAAUUCACAGAAUGUUGUGGUGGUUAUGGAGCAUAUGAUCAAUGCUUUACGUACUAUUUCAACAAUUGAUGAAUUUUCACUUGCUGGUGAUUUAUUGGAUGAUAAAACUGUAAACUCUACAUUCCUGAUUAUCUCAAAGAGUAUUGAAAGUAAAGAAAAGAGUGAAGAAAUUCGUCAAUGUGCAGUAUCAGAAGCGAUAAAAGUUUUAGAAAGUGAUAUUAAUAAUACGACCAAGAACCUAAUUUCAUGGGCUCUUCAGAUAUUAGGAGAAUUUGUGAAGUCUACAGAACUUCAGGAAAAAGUAUAUAAUAGAUUAUGUGAACUAUUAACACAAGUUGAUUAUGAAAUUCAAGCUCAAGUAAUUACUACGCUGUUAAAAUGUGUUUCAAAAAUGAAAUAUUGCCCCGAUAAUAUAAUAGAAUGUGUAGCGAAAUGUUGCCAAUCAUCAUCCGGAGAUGUAAAACAGAGAAGCCGUGAGUUUAUAAUUUUAUCGCAAGACUUUGUGCUUUUGGACAAAAUUAUAAAACCUGAUGAUAUCACAAUUGAUGAAUCAUUAUCUUUUCUUGAUGAUUUCAUCGAAGAUGCAUUAAAAAAUGGAGCCAAACCAUAUAAUCGAAUACCAAUUACUCGUGAAGACACCAAUGCAGCGACUGAAAUUCGUUAUGAAGCUUAUGAAAAACCUGAUAUGCCCCAUUUUCCCAAGAAAAUAAUUAAUCUGCCCGCCUACACUGAUGCUAGACUAUCAGCAACUGAUAGAGAUGUACUGUCGUUUAAUGAUCGAAGUAAUCAGAGCAGUCGAGGUGUAGGCCCACCAGUUACUCCUGGUCAGCUAGCUUGGUUUGGAAUCACGCAAGAACAUUUGCCACCAGAAAAUGUGCAUGAAAGCACGAAUUUGCUGACAGACCCACAAGAGCACACAAAUUUGCUGACAGACUUGCAAGAACCAAAUUAUAGUGAUUAUGAAGAAAUUGAUUCAAAUCGCCAGUCAAUGAUAUCAUCGAUACCAAAAAUGAAGCUACAACCAAGCACACAAAGUUGGAGUCGCGCAGGAUAUAAGCCAAUUAAUAGCACAGAAAGAUCAAUAAAAUACAACACGAGUAAUAUCCGUUCAUCCUUGCGAGCCUCAGAUAAGAUACAGUCUACCGCAUCAGUAACUUCAAAGACAAAAAUGACACCAGAAAAAGAGAAACUAGCUUCUGCUUUGUUUAGUGGUGUGGGAACCAGUGAUCCUGGUCAAUAA
Molecule: messenger RNA, 2520 nt
Organism: Dentiscutata heterogama
Lineage: Eukaryota; Fungi; Glomeromycota; Glomeromycetes; Diversisporales; Gigasporaceae
Source: the annotation of a GenBank genome assembly